This is a messenger RNA of Suillus fuscotomentosus, 1194 nucleotides long. RefSeq lists its product as uncharacterized. The transcript is spliced from 3 exons. Bases 1 to 1194 code for a protein of 397 amino acids. The record is from RefSeq and is a predicted model, not a curated record. Lineage: Eukaryota; Fungi; Basidiomycota; Agaricomycetes; Boletales; Suillaceae.
AUGCUCCUAGCACACAAACCACAUCCUCCGCCCUUCAUGUCGCCUAACAUAUCACAUCGUCGUCAUCCUUCGGCUCCUCCAGCAGUUGUAGUUCAAGCAACGAAAACACCUGGCUUGCUUUUCAUCUCCAAGCAGCCUUCACGACCCUCAACUCCUCGUAGCCAUCCACAGCAGCUCCCUCAAAGUCAUCAGAAACAACAUCGGUCUCCAAGGCCGAAACAGAGACAGCUCGUCCCUCAUUCCCAGGGCCGUGCAACACAGCCUCCAAUCUCAGAGUCAUGCGAUGAACCCACCAAGCCCUCCUCACAGAAAAAUAAGGGAACGACGAGCCCUUCUUCGAAUGCGCAAGCCCGACGCAGCAACAUUCGUCAACCUUCACCACCUAUUCUCUCGCAGGCUGAGGGUACAACAUCUCCGACGCAAACUUUUACCCGUCACAAUAACAAUCCCGCAUCCAAUUCCUUUGAUCCCUUUGUUGUCAGUUCCGAUUCUGAUUCGGACAACUCGCUUCCACCCAUGACCUUGACGUCCAAGAAUAUUUCUUCGCCAGCUCCUUCCUUGACGUCUCAGCCGGCCGGAAAACUUGCUGUUCGUCGCCGUCGCCCUUUCCCACAGCAAAUUGCCACACCCACCCCUUCCACUCGGGCAGUUCCUGUCCCUAGAUCUAAUAUUCAGACACCUCGUCACAAUCUCUCUCGUUCGGCCCCCAGCCAGUCCGCUGUACCACUCCGAACCGCACGGCGCACUUCCGCCGGCUCUGUCACAGAUUUCCCGGUCUGUGAUGACACCACUGAUGUUGAUGAUGAUAAUUCUCCUCUAUCAACCCCCACUCGCGAGAGAUCCGCUGGGACUUGGCAACAGCUUACAUUCGAGGGAGGCCCUCGCACAGCACCGCUUAAUGCGAGCACAGGGUUCCCGUUUGGUGGGCAGUUGAGCUGCAACACUCCGUCUCCAUCCCGCAAACAUUUCAGAACGCCCAGUGAGGGUGUUUUUCACAUGUCCUUUGACGAGGACAUGGCAUCGGCUUCUGAUGCCUCGGAAGAUCAGAGGAAGUUGUUUGGCUUCAUGUCAAGGAAGCCUGGGUCAGUUGGACCGAGCAUCACCCGCGCUGCUAAGGACAAGGCUGGGUUCUUCGCGAGUUCAGUAUUCCAAAACUCGCCGAGUCCCGACGAGUUGCCUCCACCCGCUUUUUGA